AUGGGUGCGGCAGAGCGCUUAGCCGUCACAUUCAAGAAAAAUUUCGAAAAGAUGCAGGAAGACUCAUCGUCGGCUAAGCUUCAAAGGAGUUUCUCCGGACCUACCGCCGAACUCCGUGCCUUUCACUCGAAGGAGUCAGAUGCAUUUCUUGGAAGACCUAUCCGAGUCUCAUUCUGUUACAUCAAAGGACAACAAUCGCAACCAGAAGAGGGAGGCCAGUACGAUCGGCAGCGCGACAAGGCAAUUCAAUUUGGCGACUCACUACCAAAUAUCCCGUUAUUACAGAGUCAACGUCAGAAUUCGUCGAACAACCGCAGCCGCCGUGCCCAUUAA
Haemonchus placei is the source of this 333-nucleotide messenger RNA. The record is from the annotation of a GenBank genome assembly. Lineage: Eukaryota; Metazoa; Nematoda; Chromadorea; Rhabditida; Trichostrongylidae.